This is a messenger RNA of Cimex lectularius (bed bug), 4219 nucleotides long. RefSeq names its product DNA-directed RNA polymerase, mitochondrial (gene mtRNApol). Gene Ontology annotation, biological process: mitochondrial transcription. The record is from RefSeq and is a predicted model, not a curated record. Gene Ontology annotation, cellular component: mitochondrial DNA-directed RNA polymerase complex. Lineage: Eukaryota; Metazoa; Arthropoda; Insecta; Hemiptera; Cimicidae. Gene Ontology annotation, molecular function: DNA-directed RNA polymerase activity; protein binding; mitochondrial promoter sequence-specific DNA binding. The transcript is spliced from 24 exons. Bases 198 to 3905 code for a protein of 1235 amino acids.
CAGCCUCGUGCAGUCGGCACCUUGUGAAAAGAGGUUCCACUAGCUGUUUAUAUUUUCUAUUUCGAUUUCUUUGCUGAAAUUUUUUUAUCUAUUUGUUCUUAUUUUACGGAUCGUCAACUGUCCUUUUCAGUAGGAAAAGGAAAAAGGGCGCAUAAAAAAUACAUGACUGAAUUUUGAGAUGGUAGAAACUCAUCGCGAUGCUGAGGCUACUGAAAUUAAGCGCAAUUUCUGUUCACAAUGCAUUUCCAACUGUACAGCAUUCCAGAUUGAACUGCACCCUUUGCAAUAGGAGAUAUGGAUUCAUACUAGGGUCCAAAUCUCGAUAUCGUCGACAACAAAGGUACCUGUCAUCGAGCUCAAUAAGUUUCCAAAAGAACCUCUUACGCAAAAGGACUAGUGGCAGGGGAAACACAUACUCUAAAAUUUUAGGAGUUUCUUCCAAAGGUCUGGGGGAGAGAGAAGCUAAAGUGACUACUUUUUGCUUAGAAGGUGCAACCAGUACAAGUGUCAAUGAUGUUAGGGCUGAACUUACCGAAAGGUUGGAAACAAACUCUUCAUCUAAUUCCGAAGCAAAGGAAAUGCUGGAAGAACUCAAAGAAAUGGAAGAAGAAGGUCAAAGAGGCCAAGAAUUUCUGAUCGAAGCGAUGCCCAUUAAUGCUGAACUGGUUCAGACGUCCCUCAUUGAAAACAAUGUUAAUACUAGUGUUAAAAAUUCAAAGAAACUGAAACUUAUCCGUGAUAAACUUAACAAAAUCAAAUAUAUGGAGUUAAACAAAGCUGGAAAAGAAACAAGUUUUAACUAUUCUUUAUUAUCAUACAUAAAUAUGUGUAUCAAUUGUGGAUUUAUGAAUAGAUGUUGGUCAACGUUAUCAUACUAUUUAGAGAAAAGUAUUGUUCCCAUAAAUGAUGUUCAAGUGAUGAACAUGUUAAUGGAAGGCUAUGCAAGAGGGGGAAAUCUUGAUAAACUUAUGGAGGUUUGGUCGAUAUUGGAUUCAAAGAACAUGAGACCAUCGGAAAUGUCCUUUGCCCAUAGGUUUGAAGCCAUUGCAAGAUCAGCAAAACGGGAUAAACAUGAACUGUUGCUAUCCUGCUUUAAAGACAUGACCUCAAUGGGAAUAACAUUGGAUAAUAUAUUUAAUAAAUGUGUUUGGAAAAAGAAUUCAAGAGAAGUUAUAUUACAAGCAAUCAGGGUGAUUCGUCCUAAUUAUUCACCUAAUAUCGAAUUGCCUGAUGUUUUUUAUUCAAAUACUCUCGUUAAUGCUUUAAAUGAAUGUGAUACUUCUUUAAUGAAUUCUCCUGCUGAAGGGUUAUUUACAUUAAAUGAUGUAAAUAAUUUGUUUGAUACACAAGUGAAAAUGGAAACAAACACAUUUGUUGAAAUCAAGUCUAUUGAAAAGGAGGCCGAACCAUCAGAAACAUUGACUUAUUAUAGGAAAAAAUUGAAUGAAAUGACUGCACUGUGGGACAAGAUUAUAACUUCAUCUUUAAAACGAGAUUUAGCAACAUUAAAUACACAACACAAAUUUAUGCACAAGUCAUUCAGACAAUUAAACAUUUACCCUUAUUUAGUCUAUUUGGACCAAAAUCAAUAUAAAGAAAUAAUUUUGGAAGAAAUUAGAAAAUUAGCAGAAGGUUCUGAAACUUAUAGUCCUUCAUCUGUCCAUCUUUAUAGGGAAUUGGGAAAUAAAGUUCGUAUAAGGUGUGAAGUAAAACAGAAAAAGGCCGAUGGAGUUUUGGAACAAACGAAACAUUUGUACAACAAGUAUUUCGAUUGGUAUAUGAACCCUAGUAAAUAUAAAUACGUAAAUUCACGUAUGUGCUGGCAGAUGUUGAAAUACAAGCAUCAGGAAGGGCCGACUAUUGAUAAAGAUGUUGACGCCUGGCCGGCAAGUGUUUUAAUAGGAGUUGGCCAAUUUCUAUACAGUAUUAUAUUGAAAGACAUUAAAAUUGAUGUCAAUGUCAUGAAAAUGAAUUCAAAUCAAGAGCAUUUGUUACCUGCUUUUUACACUGUAUUCCGAUAUCAUGGUUUUGCAAUAAAAGAAGAAGUGAAACCACACCCGAUUCUUUCGAAAAUUUUUAGGGCCGCUCGUCUUCCUUAUUUAAAGUUCAGUGUGACAGAUGUACCAAUGAUGGCACCACCGAUUCCUUGGUCGACUCGUAGCAGCGGAGGAUACAUCAUUCCUAAGACUUCAUUGAUAAGACUUCCUCACGAAGCGAUACAACAAUUGGAUAGAUUGAAGAAUUCUCCACUGCCACAAAUAUAUCCCUGCUUGGAUGCACUUAAUCAGUUGAGCAUGGUGCCAUGGAAAGUCAACACACCGGUGCUUGAUAUUAUCAUAAAUAUAUUCAAUAAUGGUGGGUCUUCGAAACUGGAAAUUCCUGAACCACCUGCUGCACUACCGUUACCAAAACCAGUUUCAUCUAUUAAUAGUACAGAACGGUUUCAUGCGUUUAGGAAGAGGAUGGUCGUGAGGCGUAAAAGAGCAGAAAUGUAUUCUCUUUGGUGUGAUGCUUUGUACCGAUUGUCUCUUGCUAACCAUUUUAGAGACAAAGUUUUUUGGUUACCUCACAACAUGGAUUUCAGAGGAAGGGUUUACCCAUGUCCACCACAUUUAAACCACUUAGGUUCUGAUUUGGCUCGUUCGAUCCUUAAGUUUGCUAAAGGUGAACCGUUAGGUCCUGAUGGUCUUGGCUGGUUGAAGAUACAUCUUGUAAAUUUAACUGGUUUGAAAAAGAGAGAUUCAAAUGCUGAACGAUUGAAGUACGCCGACGAGAUUUUACCCAAAAUACUAGACAGUGCAAACAAUCCUCUAGAGGGAGAGAAAUGGUGGAUGGACUCAGAAGAGCCUUGUCAAACCCUCGCAUGCUGCAUGGAAAUUAGAAAUGCCCUUGCCAAUGAGACUGGCCCAGAAAACUAUAUUUCUCAUUUUCCUGUGCAUCAAGACGGCUCUUGUAACGGGCUUCAGCAUUAUGCCGCCCUCGGCAGGGAUUCUGUCGGUGCAUACAGUGUUAACUUAUCACCUGCUGAAGUCCCUCAGGAUGUGUACAGCUGUGUUGCUGCUAUUGUUGAAAGGGAAAGAAUUAAAGAUGCAAAAGAAGGUGUUCAAAUUGCUCAAGUUUUAGAGGGGUAUGUAAAGAGGAAAGUAAUUAAACAGACAGUUAUGACUACUGUCUAUGGUGUGACGAGAUUUGGUGCUCGUCUUCAAAUUGCAAAACAGCUAAAAGAUAUUGAAGAGUUUCCUAAAGAACAUGUCUGGACUGCGUCAACUUACCUUGUUACAAAGACAUUCAUCAGUUUGAGAGAGAUGUUCACUUCAGCAAGAGAGAUACAGGAUUGGCUUACUGAAACAGCAAAAUAUAUAUCACAAUUUUGUGGUCAAAAUGUUGAAUACGUUACACCCCUUGGUUUACCUGUUGUUCAGCCUUAUGCUAAGCAUAAAGACAAGAUACAUCUGAAGAAGUCAUCCUCAUCAAACUUUCAGGAAUAUUUUCCGUUAGAUAUGUUUGAGAGACCAAAUGUCAUAAAGCAGAGAAAUGCUUUUCCUCCAAAUUUUAUACAUUCACUUGAUUCUUGUCACAUGAUGUUGACUUCUUUGUUUUGUGAAAGAGCUGGCAUUACUUUUGUUUCUGUUCAUGACUGUUAUUGGACCCAUCCUAAAACACUACCUCAAAUGAACAAGAUUUGCCGAGAGCAAUUUGUUGCUCUUCAUUCCCAACCUAUUUUGAAUAAUCUAUCUGAGUACAUGUUACAAAAAUUCAGAUGCUUAGAGAAGGAUGAAAUGUUUGAAGAUCCAUCAUUAGUUAAUUUAACACAAGAAAGACUGAAUUCACUACUUAAACAGUUACCUAAGAAAGGUGAUUUUGAUCUAAAUAAUGUUUUAAACUCAGAAUAUUUUUUUAGUUAACAGGCUGAGUUAUUGCAAUAUUAGCUGUGAUAGAUGUUUUUUUAGAUAAAGACUACAGUAUAUUGGUUAUAAUUUUAUCCAGUUUCAGUUUUUUUUGUAUUUCUUUUCUACCAAUUCUUUCUACUCACUUUCUGUUAUUAUUUACAAAACCAGGACCAUAAUAAUACAUAAUUUGUAAAUAGAUCACUUAUUUUUAAGUCUAGUCACCAUUAUUUUGUGUUGGUAAUAAAGCCCAGUGAAUUGUUAACACAAUCCAAUAUUGUGCUCUAUGUUCUUGUUCAAAUUUUGUAAAUAAAUAUUCUUUUGAACCUUAA